Ananas comosus (pineapple) is the source of this 2783-nucleotide messenger RNA. Its product is annotated as probable serine/threonine-protein kinase WNK4. The coding region runs from base 612 to 2528 and encodes 638 amino acids. The record is from RefSeq and is a predicted model, not a curated record. Gene Ontology annotation, biological process: protein phosphorylation; intracellular signal transduction. Gene Ontology annotation, cellular component: cytoplasm. NCBI's taxonomy places the organism in Eukaryota, Viridiplantae, Streptophyta, Magnoliopsida, Poales, Bromeliaceae. The transcript is spliced from 7 exons. Gene Ontology annotation, molecular function: ATP binding; protein serine/threonine kinase activity.
GCCACCCGCCGAACACUUGUUCUACAUUUCCUUCUUUUACUCCCCACCAUUUUCUCUCUCUCUCUCUCUCUCUCUCUCUCACCUCAUCCCCUCCUCUCUUCUGCCCCGAUUAGGGUUUCAUUCCCCUCCCCGUAGGUAGUUCUAGGGUUUUCUUGCCUAUCCCGAUCGAAUCCAUCUCCUCCUCCUCCUCCUCCUCCUCCUCCUCCUCCUCAGCACACCAAUGGCUACGCCCCCUCGAUCUUCCUAGGGUAAGGGUUUGGCGCCUCCCCAGGAAGAGACAAUGGCCGCGGCGGCAUCGUGCGAUCUGCGACGGACCGGCGCCGGGGGAGAAUGAGGGGCCGGCGCCGCGCGGUCGGGAGCGGGGUUAUGGAUCGGAGCUCCUCGGAGGCCCUCGGAUCGUGCCGAUUCCUCCUGCGAUCGGCCGCGCUCGAUCCGUUCUCCGUCGCCUCCGAAGGGUUCUCCGAAGAUUCUCGCCGCAUCGAGAUCGGGCUCCGCUCCGCGACAUUUAGGAGAUAGCGUUUCCCGCCCCUCCUCCUGAUUCUGGUUUUGGUCUCCUUCUUUUCGCCAGAGAAUUUCACCUUCUACUGUGUUGUGUGUGUGUUCUGCUGUAAAUGGAGUCAAACAGAAGCCGACUCUUCAGCGAUUCCGAUGUCUUCGGCGGUGCUGCAGAUACGGUGGAAACCGAUCCGACGGGGCGAUACAUCCGUUACAACGAGGUGAUUGGAAGGGGAGCAUUCAAGACAGUGUAUAGGGGAUUUGAUGAGGUUGAUGGUAUUGAAGUUGCAUGGAACCAAGUCAAAAUAAAUGAGGUGCUGCAGUCACCGGAAAACCUUGAGAGAUUAUAUUCUGAAGUCCAUCUGUUGAAAUCUCUCAAGCAUGAGAAUAUAAUCAAAUUUUAUAAUUCAUGGGUUGAUGAUCAGAAGAAAACGAUUAACAUCAUCACAGAACUAUUCACUUCGGGAAGUCUAAGACAAUAUCGUAAAAAACAUAAACAUGUCGACUUGAAGGCAAUAAAAAACUGGGCAAGGCAGAUCCUUCAAGGUUUGGAGUACCUUCAUGGCCAUAAUCCUCCUAUACUUCAUAGAGAUUUGAAAUGCGACAAUAUUUUUAUUAAUGGAAAUCAUGGAGAAGUUAAAAUUGGAGAUCUUGGGCUGGCUACAGUGAUGCAGCAACCUACUGCCCGAAGUGUUAUUGGUACCCCUGAAUUUAUGGCUCCUGAACUAUAUGAGGAGAACUAUAAUGAACUAGUUGAUAUAUAUUCUUUUGGAAUGUGCAUGUUGGAGAUGGUUACUCGCGAAUAUCCAUAUAGUGAAUGUACAAAUGCAGCUCAAAUUUAUAAGAAAGUCACUUCUGGAACAAAACCUGCUGGACUUGCUAAAGUAUCAGAUCCUCAAGUAAAGCACUUUAUUGAACAAUGUUUGGUUUCUGCCUCUGAGAGAUUGCCUGCUAAGGAUCUUCUGAAAGAUCCAUUUCUUCAGUGUAAUAGUACCAAGGAAUUUACUAGUGCUACAAUUGAACACCCUAUUGUUCCACCAAAAACGGUCGAUGGCCCUUCAGAUUUCUUAUAUAUGGAUAUAGACUCUGAUUACAAGUCUCUUCCAAUUAGCACAGGCACAGAGAAUAGUAAUAUUAGUUCAUACAUGCCGGGAUUGGAGUUGAAACGAGUCUACAACAAUAAUGAGCUCAGUUUGAAAGGGGAGAAAAAAGAUGAUAAUUCGAUCUCAUUAGUCUUGCGUAUUUUUGAGUCACGCGGGCGAGCAAAGAACAUCCAUUUUUUCUUUUACCUGGAUUCUGAUACGGCACUAUCUGUAACUCGUGAAAUGAUGACAGUACUUAAUUUGUCAGAUAUUGAUGUUGUUUUUGUAGCUGAUUUCAUAGAUUAUUUAAUAAGGAAUCUCGUACCUGAAUGGAAACCCUCAACUGAUUAUUCAUCAAGCGGGGCAAUGAGCAUAAAUAAAGAGACUGAACUGGUUGAAAAAUGUGAUGAGACAGUAUCGGACCAAGAUAUUCAGCUCCGAGCAAAGUUGUCGAGACCAAUGGUGGAUUUAGUUGGUAAAAGUAUAAUGUACGAGAAACCAAGCGAAACAACCUCUGAUAUAUAUUAUGAUUCGAAUUAUACUGGCACCAAAGGAGAACGGAAGGGUUCUCAGGGAUCUGAUAUAUCGAUACAAUUGGCAGGAAGUUGUAAAAGCGUAAGUGGAUAUGGUACCGACGUCGACUCGUCUAUUUUGGAUUAUGCUGGUGAUAAAGAAGGGAUGAACAAAACGGGGGAGAAUAUUUUUUUGAGUGGUGAUUCAAAGAUUACGAGGAUGCCUGUUUUCCAUACGGGCGAGAAUUUUAGCGGCUCAAUGUUGCUAAAUGGUUCUUCAGCGCCAUCCAAAAUUGACGAGGAUCAAGACGAGUUAAGGGUGGAGAUUGACUCGAUUGAAGCUCAGUAUAAGCAUUUGUUUAACGAGCUAAAUAGGAUGCGGGAGGAGGCGUUGGAGAGUGCUCGAACGAGAUGGCUACUUAGAAGGGGUGAUGUCUAAUUUAUAAUUAUCAUCCUCUAAUCUAAAUAUUUUAUUUAGAUUUUUUUAAUCUUUUGUUGUUGUUGUUGUUGUUGUCAUUUGUUCUUUAAAUGGUUUUUAAUGGAAGGACUGCACUCUGUAACUAUUGCUAACGUGUUGGUGAAAUAUAUUCCGAUGUCGGCAGCAAUUUGUAUUUUAUAGGCUCUUGGUGGAUUCCAUAUUGUCUUGCACCUGUUUUCUAGGUGAGUUUAUAAUGGUUCAUUGUGAUUAAUUAAA